Prorocentrum cordatum is the source of this 1434-nucleotide messenger RNA. The record is from the annotation of a GenBank genome assembly. Lineage: Eukaryota; Dinophyceae; Prorocentrales; Prorocentraceae.
AAGCCAUUUUGGCCCAAGCGCUUUUGUGACCCUCGGUUCCUCUGUGAUUUGCAUACUUUUUUCCUCGCCCGUCCCGUCCAGCCGCCAGGCCUCCCGCCGCCCGCCUCAUGUCCCGGAUGCGCGUCACGGUGGCCUCUGGGCUCGCCGGCCGCAAGACAAGCGUAUCGGCCAGCCCCGAGUGGGUGCUGCAGGACGUCCUGGCUCGCGUCCCCUGGGACGACGCCGCGGCCUCGUGCUCCUGCCGCCGCGUCUUCUUCGGUGCGGCCGAGCUGGCCGGGCACACCACCCUGGGCGCCCUCGGGGUGACCGACGGCGACAGACUGACCCUCGUGGCGUCCCCGCUCCCGCCCGUCGUCACCCUGGCCAUGGCCGGCGAGGUCAAGAUCUGGGACGCGACGUCGGGCGAGUGCCUGCACGUGCUGCAGGGCCACAGGAACGGCGUGUACUCGGCCACGUUCUCUCCAGAUGGCCUUGUAUUGGCCACUGCCUCCCUCGACAGCACGGCGAUGCUCUGGAGUACGAAGUCUGGCGAGUGUCUGGGGACGCUGCAGGGCCAUAGUCGCUCCGUGCACUCCAUCGUAUUCUCUCCAGACGGCCAGGCAGUAGUCACAGCGUCCGCAGACACCACGGCUAGAAUCUGGAGCGUCACCACACGCGAAUGUCUGCACACGCUGCGUGGCCAUGCCUCGGCCGUGGCCUCCGCCGUCUUCUCCCCCGACGGCCUGGCCAUUGCCACCGCUUCUGCAGACAAGGCAGCGAGGAUAUGGAGCACCAGUUCGACAAUGUGCCUGCACACUUUGCAGGGUCACCGCGACUCUGUGAGCUACCUGGCGUUCUCUCGGGACAGCCACCUGCUUGCCACUGCCUCCAGCGACGGUGCGGCAAAGAUAUGGAUGGUCAGCUCGGGCCAGUGUCUGCGGACGCUCUGUGGGCACAGUUGCUUCGUGAAGUCUGUCGUGUUUUCUCCAGACGGUCAGGCCGCAGUCACCGCAUCUGGAGAUGGCACGGCGAGGAUCUGGAGCACGAGUUCGGGCAAGUGCUUGCGAACACUGUGGGAGGACACCAGCUGCACUAUGACGUCCGCCCAGUUCUCGCCGGACGGCCGGGCGGUGGUCACCACCUCCUCGCGCGGGAUUGCGAGGAUUUGGGCUGCAGACUCCGGGAAGUGCAUGCACAAGCUGAUCGUGUCCGCGCAGGGGGUGGACUCUGCCAUGCUCUCCCCAGACGGCCAGACGAUGAUCACCUCGUCCAGGGACGGCCAGGCGCGGGUCUGGAGCGCGGGCACCGAGAGGUGCUGCCGCACCCUCGGGGCCAGCGCCAAGAGCAGCGUGACGAUCGCCUCCUUCGCCCCCGCGUGGUGAGUGCCCCGUCAGGAUAUGCGGGGUGUAUAUUCUUGGGGCCCGCAGGGCAUGCUUGCCUGCCGAGGAUGGGGGG